ACACCAACAAGAUGGAAGUAAACAUUGGUUAUCGGACCAAUAGUUAUAUGUUAAAAAAUUAUUAGUAUUAGCUCAGUUUUACUUACUUCUGAUUAAAAGUGGUGGGUUUGUCACAAACAUCAGAUUAAGGCUGAAACCAAUCAAAUCUAUUUUAUCGGCAUUUACAAUAUAUCUUAAUAGAUUGUAGUCUAAUAAAACCCAGAAGCUUCCUGAUUGGUUUUUUUCUCUUUAAAGUAACUGUGACGCCGUUAUUGAAUAACGUAAAUAAAUGAAUGAAUUGCUCCAGCUAAUAUGUUCUCCUUUCUUGGCUCUGUCUCCAUGGCCGAUCUCCAUCUCUGCAUGUUCCUGAUCUUUAUGCAAACCCCCCUCCUCCCAAAACUACUCCAGAAUAAAGAGUCCCACCCCCUUCAUAGGUGUUCCGUUAUUGGAAAGCACCUAGCACUUCCUAAAAACUACCUAGUGGGAAGCUCUACGCACUCUUGAGUUGCAAUGUGAAGUGAUGUCAGCUGUGUCUGAAAUGGAAAUAUGUUGAACCUUUUUUCCUGUGUUACUGCGCCGUCCUGCAUCACUCAAGAGUGUGAAAGUCCUUCCGACAGCGGCGCGGUCAAGUCUGACCACCGGCGCUCCAGGUUUUCUGAGCAGACAUUGCAGCCUAGGCUUAGACGGAUGACUGCAGGACUUCACACUGAGCCUCUUUGUGUGGGUGUGUGUGGGGGUGUGCAUGUGUGUGUGUGGUUAAUAAUGCACCUCAAUCCCCUUGUUAAAAAAAAAUGUUUUGACACACAAGACAAGGAAGCAGGGAAGCAGGAAAGCAUCUCCCCUCGUUUGACAGGAGAUCAACAGCUCCCAACAAGCUCUCGCACUGAAAAAGCCUCCUCACAAUCUCACGCGGCGGUGAACUUGUAGCAGAGGCGCACUGCCUGCCACAGCGCCGUCUGGCAUUGUGCUGGGGCUGACAGGGAGUGGCUCAUUGGUAUUAAAAUCACCGCAGAGUGCAGCGCCCUUAAAGAGGCACCGCUCGGUGUCACGCCGGCAGCAUCACGCACACCGAGAUGCGUCAAAAACUCUGCCAUCCAGUUAAACACGCGGCACGCAUUUGUGACCGCAUUGAAAUGCAAAUAUGCACGAUGGGGCCAAUCUGGAAAUGAUUAAUUGCAAUCUGAAAGGAGAGAAAUCACGCCCAAGAAGCGGUGGGUCUGGCUGCCGCGCAGCGUCAGGGUCAAAUUUGGUUUGCAAAUUGGUGUUAGUGCAGCCAUCAGCCGAGCUAAAUUAAUCAAACACCAGGGCUCUCCUGUUCAACAACAAACUAGUGAGAAAUUUCUCUAUCACUCUGAAGAGCUCAAGAGCCUCUUGCACACUCCACUACUUAUUUUCCUUCCCCAUUGCACAUCUCUCUCUCUCCUCUAAGAGCUGACCUUUCCCUCCCACACCUCCGCUUCUUCCUGCUCUUUUCUGCUCAGCUAUGCGUGGAUCGGAGGCGAUAACCAGCUCUGCUUGAGCUGGAGGACCCUCGAUAACCUUCCUCUAUCUGCCCUGGUUCUAUUCUCAGCGGAGAGCGAAAAGAUUUUAAAUCACAUCCUAUCACAUCCUGCCAGUAAUGGAUGAGAGUGACCCACAGAAAUCUGACUGUGACACAAGAUGGGUGCAGCAACUGUCAGGACUUCCUCCCAAGCUUCUGCAGCGCCUGAUGCCUUUUCAAAGGGAGGGAGUGGAGUUCGCUUUGUCUCAGAAUGGACGUUGUAUGAUUGCCGAUGAGAUGGGUUUGGGGAAGACGGUCCAGGCCAUCGCAGUAGCGUGCGCUUACAGAGCGGAGUGGCCCCUCCUGGUGGUGGUGCCCUCCUCUCUCAAAUAUCCCUGGAUCGAUGAGCUGGAGAGGUGGAUCCCAGAGCUUCAGCCCGGAGACGUCAACUUGGUGGAGAGCAAGAGCCAUACCAUGGAUAUCAGCAGCAGUAAAGUGACAGUGCUGGGUUACGGCCUGCUCACCACAGACGCACGCCCCCUAGUGGAGGCUCUCAGCAGGCAGCGGUUCGGCGUAGUCGUGGUGGACGAGUCUCAUUACCUCAAAUCGAGGAACGCAGCGAGGACCAAGAUCCUCGUCCCUCUCAUUCAGAGUGCAAAGCGGGCCAUCCUGCUCACCGGUACCCCCGCUCUGGGUCGACCCGAAGAGCUUUUUAUGCAGAUUGAUGCCCUCUAUCCCAAGAGGUUUGGAACGUGGACAGACUACACCAAGAAAUACUGCAACGCCCAUUACAGAUAUUUUGGGCCUCGCAGGCAGUGGGACUGUCGUGGCGCCUCCAACCUAGAGGAGCUGCACCAGCGGCUGAGCCAGAUCAUGAUCCGUCGACUCAAAGCAGAAGUUCUGAGUCAGCUGCCUCCGAAAAUCCGUCAACGCAUCCCCUUUGACCUGCCCAAGGAGGCUGCCAAGGAGGCCUCGGCCUGCUUCGCCGAGUGGGAGAGGCUGAUGAAGGGACUGGGGUCGAGGGUCGCCGCUACGGAAAACCCCUUCACAGAGGUCAUGAGUCUGGUUACACAGAUGUACAAACAAACAGCUAUUGCCAAGGCGGGAGCUGUGAAGGACUACAUUAAGAUGGUGCUGGAGGCAGAGCAGCUGAAGUUCCUGGUGUUCGCCCACCACCUCACCAUGCUGCAGGCCUGCACCGAAGCCGCCAUUGAGGCCAAGGCUGGGUACAUCCGAAUCGACGGCAGCGUGCCUUCAUCGGAGCGAAUCAAGUUAGUCCACAAAUUCCAGAGCGAUCCAGAAACCCGAGUCGCCAUCCUCAGUAUCCAAGCCGCCGGUCAGGGUUUGACCUUCACCGCUGCCAGCCAUGUGGUGUUUGCCGAGCUCUACUGGAACCCCGGACACAUGAAGCAGGCGGAAGACCGUGCUCACCGCAUCGGACAGACGUCCUCUGUCAACGUGCACUACCUCAUCGCCAAGGGCACCUUUGACACAGUCAUGUGGUCUAUGCUCAACAGGAAGGAAACUGUUACUGGUAGCACAUUGAACGGCAGGAAGGAAUACCUGAAGGCUGAUGAAGGUGACAAGGACAAGUGGGAGUUCCUCAGCAUUGCCAACUCUUGGACGCCGAGUGAGAUGGUGCUACCGCUGGAGGGAAACACAGGAAAUGUGAACGAUGACAUUUUCUUCUCCUAUUUUGAGAAAGAAAAGCAGCACGAUAUUCGCUCGUUCUUCUCGCCAAGUGCCAGCAAGGAGAAGAGGAAGAAACCAGAUGACGGGGAACCGUCUCCGUCUCCAUCCUCGGAGCCGGUGGAAGAAGUUGACUCCGACCGCUCUCCCUCCUGUGUGAAUCUCGACCAGGACUUUUCACCGCAGCUGAAGAGGCUUCGAACGCCCAAGUCCAGGUCGAGCCCCGGGUCUCGUUUUGCCGGGAAGCGGAGGUUGAUGCCGGGAUGGAACAGCCCAGGAAGUCCCACCUCGAUUGUCCGCCGGAAGCCUCAGAAGACGUGGAGCUGCGGGGCGUGCACCUACUCCAACAGUGGCCUGCUGCCUUACUGCGAGAUGUGCGAAUUCCCGCGCUCGUCUGGGCUCAAACCUGAGUCACCAGGGCCUUCUCAAGCCUCCACUGGCCAAGAGUGCGUUGUCCUUUCCAGCUCCGAAAGCGAACCAGAGCCUCUGAAAGUCAAACAGACGUUGGAAGAAGCGGAUAAGUGUUGGCCCAAAGGCAAACAAUCAGCGAAGGAGGGAGGCGACAACAUGGCUGGCAGCGGCGGCUGCCUUUCCCCUGACCACACACAGGACUGCGGAGCGGUGUCAUGCUCAUCUUCUGCUGCUGAUGCUAAUGGUGGCGAUGAAGGCAAUGAUGAAGGUGACGCUGCCGCCGCCCAGCUCGUCUACCCGGGCCUGAAGUUCUGCGCCAGCCAGUACACCGACCGGAUUUAUCUCUACUCCAAGGACGGAGCGCCGUUGAACUUGAGCUUCAUCCCUCUGGACAUCAAGCUAACCAACUGGGACGACCUGCCGCAGGCCUUCAGCCAGCACCGGGAAAAUCGAAUACAGGUGCUGAGAUUUGUUCAGGAGUGGAGCGGCCUGGCAGCCAUGAAGCAGAAGUUGCUGCGACGCAGUGCUUUUCUCUUCCACAGCCCGACCCUGGGCCUGCAGCAGCUGGCCGCCAACCAACGUCCCCACUCCAGCACCAACAGGUAUCUGAGCAGAGAGGAGGUUGCCGAGGCUUCCCUCAGCAAAGCCCGGGAAGAAGGAGGCGGCGUCCGUGUGGUCACCAAGGAAAACUUCUUCACAAAGAGGAAAUCUGGCUAUUCACAAACAUCGGCUGCUGCAGAGAGAUUGGACCAGCAGUCUUGCAAAGCAGAAGUUGAGCAUCCAUCUUCAGAACCCAGCUACCUGCAGGCUGUGGACAGUCAGGGUGUCCCUCUGUGCCUCUCCUGCCAGCAGGCCUGUCCUACCACAGGUGGAGCUUGGGAUACUCGAUUCUGCAGCCACAGAUGCCAGGAGGAAUUCCAGCUGCGGUCCAGCCAGACGUUCAUGCGUUCCUGCGUGCUGGAGGCAGAGCAAGGCAUUUGUCAACACUGUGGCCUCAAAGCUCAUGAGCUGUUCCUGAAGGUCCGUGAUGCACCAGCCUCCAAGCGGAAGGAGAUGCUGAAGAACACAUGGCUGGCCCAGCUGCCUCUUAAACAGCUCAACGAGAUGAUCCGUGCGCCGGUGGAGGGAGACUUUUGGCAGGUGGACCACAUCCGGCCGGUCUACAGAGGAGGAGGACAGUGCUCCAUGGACAACCUGCAGACGCUCUGCACCGCCUGCCACAAAGCCCGGACGGCUCAGCAAGCCAGAGAGCGCAGCCAGAUGAAGAAGAGCGCCGCUGCCUCCAAGGUUGCGUCAGACAUCAGCAGGUUCUUCAUCAGGAAAUAAAACGCUUUCACAGUUAAUUAAAGUAGGUUUAGGUUAGAAAUUUUUUUGAUUUACAGUAACUGGUUGAAGAUGUGUGGAGAAAAAGCCCUUGAGCCUUUUCACUUUUUACAAACUUCAGUCUAUUUUAUUAGGAUUUUAUGACAGACCAAUGAAAAGCAUUGAUUUAUUGUUUUUUUUUUAGGUGAAUAAGAUUCAAGGGGGUGAAAUACGAGUUUAUUAUAAAAUUUUACAACUUUUUUACUGUCAAUACGAUACCGAUAUUGCAGUAUCUAUACUAUACUAUUUGUUAUUUUAUAGUGUGGAUUGUUGUUUCUAUCAGAGAAUCAGAUAAAAUCAGAUUCUCGUUUUUUUGUCUGAUUUCCGAUAUCAAUAUCGGAUCGGGUUACCUCUAAAAAUUGUCUCAUUUUCCUUAGCACAGUUUCUGCACUGUUUUCCAUUAGAGCUAGACGAUAUAGUUUAAAAAUAAAAUCUACUACUUUUUUCGUACCAGAUACAAUUUUUUUUUUCUCUCUUUUACUUUUCUAAAAAACAAAUUACAAAUGACAGAAAAUAUUUUUAAAAAGAGGCUUUUAUGUCAGUCAUUCCUUCUGUGAAUUGUACCUGGAUUAUUGGGGCUGGUCUAUGAGAAUUGUUAUUUAAUUACGAGAAUAUAGUCAGAAUAUUAGCAGAAAAAAAGUCUUAAAAUUGCCAGAAUCUGAUCUGAGCAUCUCAGUUCAAUACAGACAAUCAUUUCGAAGUCCAGUACUGAUAAUAAUUUGAUGCUGAUGUCCACUGGUAAAACUUUACAAAGUCUUCACAAGAUGCUCAACAUUCCUCUUUGUGAUUUUUUUAUUUUUCAUGUGGGAGUUUUCAUAAAGUUACUAAUUAAUUCUCUUAAUAUUACGCCUUUGCUAAAAAUCGCAAACUGGGCCUAAUAUUUUAUUAUAGAGUUGGCCUGAAUUCAAAGUCCAAAUAAAUAGAAGCGGGAAAACAAGAUGGCGGUACAAAAAAAAAGUCCAGAUUUUUCUAAAAUGACAUAUUCAAAAACCGUCCAGCUCAAGUUUGUGUUGAUCUUUCAAAUAAAAUCCCAACAAACCGCUGAAGUUUAACUGUAAAGUGACAAAAUCGGGAUGUACUUUAAUACGGCGUCGCCCUGACAUAUCUGGAUGCAUCACUUCCCGAUGACAUCACCCCUCCGCCCCCCGUCUCUGCUAGCCCUCAUUACAUCAGAACACGCUCCGAAAGAGAUUUAUCUAAAAGGUUAAAAAAAAAAGAAAAAGAAAAAGAAUGGUGACGACUUGCUUCAAAUGCAAAUUCAGCCAACUUCCCUCUCGUCCCCGAACAGUCACGAGCGCGUUGGGUUUGAUUUAUGACGGCCCCCUUUUUCUCUUUCGCUCCAGGCUGAAGUGGAGCGCGUUUUUUAGAGAGAUGCUUCUAUUUUAAGAUUUUGCAAACUUGGUAAAAAUUAAAAAAAACAUAAUAAAGGUAAGAAAAAGUGAAAGCAGGUGAGAUGAAUUGAGGGGAUUGAGAUGGAACGGUUCUGCAGGAAAACACAACCAGGUGUCCUGCUUGGUCCUCAACAUGUGGACCUUUUGCAGUUCUUCUUAUGAUGGAUGGGAGAAAUAAAUAGCUCUAUUCUUUUUCUCUCUUUUUUUUAUUCUUGUCUCCCUUUAUUCAUCUGUAAAUACUCUCAGCUGGGAGAUCAUUUCAUCGCCUCAAGUCAGGAACAUUAUCCAUGUCCACGCAUCUACAUCCUCUUCAGCUAUGCUUGAUGAUCUGAGCAGAGGUAGAGCCGCGUGAGGCUAUGUUUAGAGAGCGGGAGAGCCGAGUUACUAUGGAAACAAGGCUUCAGGUUCAGCCAUGUCGGGAAUAUUGAAUCUGUUUUUCUCCUCGUAUAUGUGUGUGUGUGUAUGAGAGUGUUACACAAUGAGCCAGACAUCAGAAAACUCCAAUCAAUAUUAGCGGGCUCCUGCGAAAACGAGGCCGUCGCAUUCCUCUUGACAGCGCGUCUGUCAGGCGUGUCAGAGUCCUAACUCAGCACAAUCCCGCCACCGCCUGGAAAACUUUAACGUUUCCCUCUGACAGCCCCAAACUUCACGCGUCGCGUCAAAACUCCCUCGGAAAAGAGCGCGUGGGGGCGCGCGCGCGUAGGUGUGUGUGCGCGCGUUUCCCCUACGGCUGCUCCAGGUCUCCACUUAAUAAGACCGUUGUUCCUCUCCUGUCCAAACCGACAAGCUUUGUGAGUAAUGAACAUCUCCCAGGCAGCCUUCCAACAACAGCAGGUUUCAGUGUCAGUCCCUGUCAGCAGCCAAUGACUCUGAUCUGCUGUUUUAUUACAUCCAAAAGGUGUGUGUGGCAGGAAAGGGAAGUUGUGAAGAAAGUGUGGGUAAAGACAUCGGUUUGGCAGAGGAGGGGAGGCGUAUGUUUGUCAGAGGAAGCCCGUAAUGAGGCGGCGGUCCGAUGAAGUCGUCUCAUGUUCCUCCCAGAAGGUCUGCUGGGUAAAGAGCAGCGCUUCGGUUUGCGUUUGGAAAAACACCCCAGAGGAGAAGCGCUUCCCCCGCAGGUGAUCUCGGUAAUAAAGACGGACUCAAACGCCGACGGAGGGCCGCAGAGGUUUCCAUGUUUGCUCUCAAACACAUUACUCCCUCUUGUUUUUUUGUUGUUUUUAAAUCAGGAUGAGGCCAACACCCCAGCUCGCUUCUCCGAAAUCAAUAUCUUUCGUCUCCGCGUUACAGUUGCAGAGACGUCCCCGCGGGUUUCGUAGCAACAGUGCAGGCGAUAAAAGUCACAAGGCUUAAAUUAGCUGCAGAUCUGGCGGAAAUAAGCACAUAUAAUUAGAAAGUCACAGUUGGUGACAAAAAGGAAACAGGAGAAAAGUUCUUUCUAGAAAAAAGUACCAUCUUAAGAAAGUCAAGCGAAUGACAUAUGUGACUAUCAGAUAAACGAUCAUAUGGAUGUAAGAAUGGAUCAUAUGCAAUAAACUUCAAAGAUGGGAUUGUCUUGAUGCACAAAUCUGGGAAUGGGAACAGAAAGAAGAAGUUUGGGAUCAGCAAGAGUCUGAGAAAUGGUCAAAAAAGAUGCAAAUAAUGCAAAGAAAACAAGUUUAUAUUCAUUUAGAAACAACAAUAUUAAUGUUUUAACUCAUGAAGAAUUCAGAAAUCAAUAUUUGGUGGAAUAACCAGGAUGUUUUCAUUGGGGUACAGUGCAGGAUUGUUGGUAGCUAUUAUUGUGUAAAAUUAUUACACAACUUAAUAAAAAACAAAUUUUUCCAUUUCACUUUUUGUUUUUAUGGCAUCAGUUUUUAGAGUAAUUGUCUAAAACUGGCAGUAGGUUUGGGAGUUGAUUUUGAGCCAAUAUUCAACUGGAAAACCUUCAAUCAGCUCAUCGUUAAUAAUACUGAUCAUAACUAAUUGUUCAUCUGAUCCUUUAAGAGACAUUCUCAUUUCAUCCAUAAAACCUUUAAAUGCUUUGUUUCUUGUUGGCUACUUGCAACAAAAUGUUUGGCUUUAUUAGUGCUGCAUCCCUCCAAGAGACUUUUGAUCAUUUUUGACAAGUCAAAUCAACUUUUUGACCCAUUUUGAAAAAACAAGCAUUAAAGUUUAUCCAGGUUAGAGAAAGAAAAUAUGCCUAAAAAUGAUUAUCUGGUCGAAAUACUCACUUGCCUAAUAAUUGUGCACAUAGUGUGUAGUGAAGGUUUUUUUGGUCUCAUCAUGGCGUCAGAGAGAAAAAGAGAAAUGCCUUUCCCCCCUCACAGAUGCAUCAUUUCUCGAAUGUAGGUCAGAAGACCCCAGGGGCCUUCAAUGGGCUCCUGGGGUCCCCCAGCAAAUUAAGAAAUAGAUUAAUAGGGCUGCAACUUAACGCCAUAGGAAAUUCCUCAAUUACAGAUACUACAUGAGAUUUAGGAACGAUUAAUGUAAAUGUAGGUUUUCUUCUCAUACCGUCUCCUUGGAGAUGACAAAAGCUGUCUUCUUCAGGAGUUUGGGACAUGUUGUACCGCACCGCAAAUUGUCCGGAUUCCUUCAUUACUCUUUCCUGAUUUGCAAUUCAGAUAGCCGGCCGCUCUAUUUGCCCUCAUUCCAGCCGUAAUCCAUUUCAACCUUGCCUGCCCCUGUAAUCUACUUUGGCCUUUUCAGCUAAAGGAAACGCUUCCACAAACCCAAUCUAGUGUGACAGGUGUGAUGGAGAACGGCCAAUAAAAGCCGGCGCGGGGCGCCGCGUGAAGCCGCCGGCUCUCCAAUCGGCUGUUGGGCCCCGCUGUGGUUUGGUUCCUGGCUGCCACGCUCUCUGCUGCGCUCCCUCUGCGCUGUUGACCCUCCGUGCCCUUGGGCAAGGGGAAAGGGAAAAGGACACUCAGGGGAGGCCGGACCCCGCCGCUUUCUUCGGGUACAGGAUUGUCUCUGCAGAUCCUAAUUACAGCAAACAAAUGCACAUCUGUGGUGUAGCAUUCAAACAGUAUUCUGUUUUAAAAGGCUGCACCCGUAGUAAGGAUGCAUGUUGUCUGUUAAUGAGUUAAUAUGACGUCGAUUGAUUUCAUUGAUUGAUUAAUAAGCGGCCAUUUUCUUAAAAACCUGAAUUCACUCUUGUAUCAAGAGCGUUGAACCUCUUCAACGAAGGGCUAAAUGUUUCAUAAAAUGCUAAAUUAAAAAGAAAAGUACAUUAUAUUUGAGCAUUAUUUUGUGUCAGCUGUGUUAAGAUGAUUGUGAUUUCCCACAUCAUUAAACUUAGACAUAAUGAGAAAAUAUAAUCAAUUUGGUUGCUUAAUCAAAAAAUAAAAGAUGAAAAGAAUAAAUAUGUGAAAUAGAAAAGUUCACACCAAGAACUGUAACUAGCUGCAUUUCCAUUGACCAGAUAAUUAUGUAAUUUGAAAUUUAGGAAAUAAAUUUGCUUAAUGCAAACACGCUAAGAUGAGGUGUUUUUUGAAAUUGGUUAAUUUCGCCAAACUGCAAUGGAGACACUUUCUUUAGCCUUUCAUGAGUCACAUGAUCUACAACCGGAUGUGACCAUUGGCACAAACCAUGAAGAAGACGACAAUAGGAAGUAGUAGGAUGAUGGCACUGCAUGUUUUUUAAUAACUUAUUGCGUGAACAAACUUAUUCAAGUGUACUUUUAAUUAUGUUUCUUACGUAAGUGUGAAUAAACUCAACUGCUGAGGAGGAAGGCAGACUUUAUCGUCGUUUUAGGACAUUAAGAAUUAGUUUUGGUUGAAAAGUUAACGCUGUCGAGUGUUCAUAUGUCAAAGCAGAACCACAUAAAGUGCAUUUUUCAUUCCACAUGAACUGUCUGGAUCGUUUCACGUUCCUAUUGUGCUGGCAUAGCGCCGCCAUCUUUAUUUCUGUAUUUGGCUUUGCUUAAGGAUGACCUGCAGCUCCCUCUGCUGGAUGGCAACCAAACUACAACACUGAAAGAAGGUCUAAAUAGAUGUUUUUAAUCAAUUGAUUGGAGCUCAUUUUAAUUUAAUAAACCAUUUGUUAUUUGAUUAAUUGUUUGCAUCCCUAAAUGUACCAAAUAACAUGAAAGGAUCUGGGCUUAGGAAGAAACUCUUUGCGUUAGUCAACCACAGCUGAUGAGAUACUUUUGUCUUUAUUGUCAUAUUAUCUCCUGGGAUGGUGAUGAGAUGAUUAAUCAUUUUCUUGCCGCAUCCUCACGUUUAUAGCGCUCGCCCUGAGUUGGGGAAAACGGUAUUAUGGCCCAGGUAAUUGGUGGAGGGCCAUCACUCAUAAGCAAUUUAAUUAAUCUCAUUAAAACACCCUCUCUGGCUGCACAGCACCGUUUCUCGAGGACGGCCGCGACAGAAGGCGUUUUGACGAAAUGGGCUUAUCCAUCCUGAUGAGUGUCAUAUGCACAGAUGAUCUUCCAAGAGAGACUGCGGCUGGAGAAAAGUUACACAGAAAUCAAUAGCAACAAUUCCAUGAAAACCUCUGUCUGCUAUUUUCAAAUGCCACUCUUCGUGGUUGGGAGGGGACGUGCAGCGGUGAAAGGAUGCUUUCUCAUUGCUCAGCUGGAGAUGGCUUUUGUCGAGCCUAAAUUCUAUUUGUACAAGAUGGCUCCCCGGUUGCCUCCCAAGAUGCAUGGCGUGGUGUGGAUUAAGACCGAGAAACGCAAUCAAUUCACCCAGCAGGAGAUCUGGGGAAACAGAUAAGAUUCUCAGCGUAAUUCAUAAAGUCCCCAAUCUGGCAAGGAUUAAUGUACGUCUUGGCUCCUGCUCUCUCUCAUUUUGUAUGUGCGGGGGUUAAACUGGCGCUUCAUGCGACCCAUUACAAUCAGGCUUUGUUUGGAAAGCCCCCUGCCCCCAUGAGGGCAGGAUCGGACCACAUUUUUCUAGAAAAGUUAAAGCAAUUUAGGAAUGAUGUAAUCUCAUCUAUGUUUCAUUAGCAGACAGUUUAGCUUUAGAACAGGCUCGUCAAAACGAAAACAGCUACAAACUUACUGACAUCACUCAUCUAGAUACACAUUUUGUCAAGUUUUAUGAUUGAUCAAUCAAGUGGAAGGAAAAUUAUGCAGUUCUCAUGUAUCUUUUACAAAAAAAGUGACGUUUUUCUUUGUUAUCCCUAAAUAAAAUCAAGUCCUACUAGAAACCUGCGUCUAAAAAAAUUUGAGUAUCAAGAAAAAAUUACCGUAAAUAUUGUCUUAAAUAUUUUAAAAGACUAGGACAUUGUGCAAAAGUUACAUAUUAGAAACUCAUGCUAUCACAGGCUUAUGAGCUUGAAGAUGUAGAAAGUUGAGUGGAAGAAAAAAGUGUGGUGCACAGGUAACCCAAGUAUUUAGUGCAUGGAAAUGAACAUACUCUUCAGAAGUCUGACAUUUCUGUUUUAAAUAUCUAUUUUUAUUAAUCUUACGUAUGAUUCUGAUUUUCUGAGUUUUUGCCAUUCAUUGUUUGUACGCCUAAAUGAAAUAUUUCACUUUAUGCAAGGAAUCUAUAACAUAGUUUUUUUUUCUGAAAGGACUGACAAACAUUAUUAAACUUUUUCACAAUUUUAAAUUUAUUUUAGAUGUAUUUGUAAUCUUGGGCUAAAUCCUGCAGUUGUUAAAUUCUAGUCAGAUUCUUUCUAGGCUGCAGUUUGCUACAAGAAAAGUAGGGGGCGAGAAAAACACAUCAAACAGUUUAGAUUAAGCACAUUCAUGUAAAAUAUCCUAGACUUUAAUCAUUCUAAGACUUUUAAGUGUCAUUCUCCAACUAAUUAGAUUGUGCUUGAGAUUUUUUGCAAAGACUUUUUUGUUGGCGUGUCACAUAAAAUCAGAAUAAACACAUUAAUUUUAUGGGUUAAACUGCGAGAAAGUACCAGGCCAGCCUCAUCCAUAAAAAGCACCUAAAACACAGAUAAAGUAAGGAGCCGCGUUCGCUAAACAUGCAGCUUCGUCUUUGAAAUGUUAUAUGCAAUCACAUAAGUGUCCGGGGGACACUUGACAUCAGAGGAAAAAGGCCGCUGUGGGGCGACCCUAUUACCGUUUUCCUCUUUCAUGUGUGCCGUGUUCAGAUGAUUGAGGUUAAAAAUGGAAAAGCUGAACAAAAACGCCCACCAACAAAGUUCCCUUUUCAUGAGCUUUAAAAGACAUCUUUUCAUCUCUCAUUUCAUUUGGAGACCAUUGAUCAGACAUCUUUCACAGAUUGCUUCCAGACAUCUAUUCAGCCGUUCCGCUGCUGCUCAGCAUGCCUCUAUUUCAUAGGUCUUAAUGGCACAAGGUCUGACUGUUGUGCUUAGAUUAAAACCUGAAUUGCAAUCACUUAAAUCGCCCCGAUAAGCACACGGAAAAUGGUCUUUGUUGACAUUUGUGAAAAGGAAAUCAACAUCAUUGUAUCGCUCGCAGAGCGGAGGGACACAAUUUUGCGAUUUUUGGGAGGAAACGGUGCGCCUCCUCUUGCCUCAUUCAGUAAAAUUAGGACAUUUUUCUUCUUCAGCACACAAGCCAGAAAAAGGUCAUGUCAGUCUUGUGACAAGAGUGACAGGUCUGGGGUAUCAUUACUGGGACUUGGAAGGUCUUUGUAAGCACCUUUGGUCACCUCAGGAGAAUAGAUCCCCAUCGUGCUGCCGUCGGCCUAAUGAGCACAGCCAGCCCCUAGUCUAAUAAGCAGAGGGCGAUUGCUGCUGCCUUCCAUCAGCCCUCUGCUCCGCUGGUACAACAUCCCAUAAUAACUCGAACACAUGGCACGAAGCGGUGAAACAACGGCGGAUAUCUUGUCGAGCGUCAGUGCAUCCGGCUAUGGACUCAGAUUUUGGAUUUUGCAGAAUGUCGUCCUCAGCUCAGCGGAAAUCGUUGUGAAUGGAUUCUUUCAAGGUGUAUGUUGAUCCACAUUCCUGCACUCAAUAAGAUCCUUUGACAGCUUGUCUGGGCAGGCUGCAUGAAAUAAAUGAAGGCAUUCUCCACUUGGAUGAUAUCAAUAGGCAACUGCAUGGGUCCAGCUGGUGAAAAUUGUUUGGAUGAUCUGUUCAAGCUGCCCUUUUUUCACUUUCUCCAGUCAAAUAGUUUUAAUUCUUGAAAAUAAAUUCAGAGUAGUCUUUGAAUGACAUAUUUCUGUGUGAGUAUAAACUCUUUAAAACCAACUUCCAUUUGUUUCCUGACAGUAUUGCUUUGAAGCUCCAAAUGAUCCUGGAUCAAAAAAAAGAGCAACAGGUUUGCAGCAUUAAAUGCUCUUUCAUGUCGAGGUAGGAAGAAAUGUUAGCGCGCGUUAUCACAACUCACAAAACACAGGUAGUGAUCAGUGUAGGAAGUGUUAUAAGGUUGUUUUCAAUUGAUCUGGAGUCCAUUCUGCAGCCAACAAAUCUUGUCUCAAAGCAAAUUACAAAAUAAACUGGUGCAAGUCCAAUUCACCUGAAACAAUAUAAUGGCGUCAAACUCAGUUCAUCACAUGAUGCCAGUUGGUGAAUGUUUUAUUUUAAGCAAUGUCGACUAUAGUUGUUGACUUUGCAGGAAUCCUGAGUACAGUGGAGAGGAACUACUCCCUUUAAACAGAAAUGAACAAGUCAACUGGCUUUGGUUUUAAAAACCAGAGCAGACUGCAAAAACAGAAGCACAAAAUCUAGAGAUACCUUCAGUGGAAAAGGGAAACAAAUGGUACAAAAUAGUUACUGGCAGCCAGACGUUCUUUCUAGAAGAAAGAAAAUAAUAAUAAAAAAGAGUUCAAAUGGGUAAUGGUACCAAAUGUGUGCUAAAGAUUAGCUCAGGAAAGAUAAAUAGCGUUAGCUUUCAUGUAGCUGGAAGUACUUUCACAUCUAUCAUUACCUCGAUCCAGGUCAAGUUCAGAACCUCUAAGCUAGAAGCAAAGAAAGGUAAACAUUUUAAAAUGAGGAGCAGGACAGGAAAGAAAAACUGCUUAGCAUCGACCCGCUUACUGAAACUAGCCUCAGGGCAGAAUCCAUAAAUAUGUGCAAGAGUAAGCCAGGAUCAUGGGAUAAAGGCAAAGCUGCUGGGUGCUAUGUAGACUUUAGCUUAUGCAGAGCAUUUUGUGUAAGCUAACUGAAGAUUGUGUCUGUUUUGGGCUAUUUACAAAGUUGUAUCAGAGCGACACAAACCCCUUGAACAAUGUUCAGACAUCCGAUUUGGAGAUGCAAAAAUGGUCGAUAUACAGUAUGUAGUCUGGUCAAAGAAACGUGAAGCCGUCUUUCUGGUAGCUAAAGCUUGGACAGUGAUACCAAAUCUACAAAACCAGGAAUCAAGGUGUUGCAAUUAUACAGUUACCCAAAAAGUUCAAUUGAACAUAAGUAGCUGAAUAUACGACAUUUCUCCACACCAAAGUGAGAAGGCUGAGGUCAUACUCCAAUAUGGCGCUGCUAACGAUGCUCCUACAGCCUGUUGAAUCAUCUCCGCAGGGUGUCUCAUAACAGUUUACGUGUUUUUCAGUAAAUUAUUGGUGGACAGAUUUGCUCUUAGGCUUUGCAACAAUUGAACCGCCUUUAUUCGCGAUCCAAAUCUGGGAUUUGUGCCACUAGAUGAUUAACACCCUUUGGUCACGAUUCAAAAACUAAAAAGGAAAAAGAAAAUAAAUAGCUUAAGAACAAAAAAGUUUGAGGUAAGUUUUAAAAGGGCAUUUAGCGCGUGUAGCUCAUGUCUGAGGUGUUAGGUGUGAUUUGGUUGGGUGGAAGUUGGAAAGUGGUUCGGCGUUUGGGUGUUUUCUUGGUGGAAAGAGGGGGCAUUUUACAUUCCACAGUGUUUAAACUUUCACUUUGAGCCAAAGCUGUGAGUGUGAUGUAAGUCCUUCCCUCGCUGUUACCUGAGUCAGGCCUGUUUACACACCAAGAAGCUUCUUGUCCUCUUGACUGUUAAGACUACGCAAACAUAUGCAUCACGCUAUUGCCUAAAAACAGCUGAAUGAAAAGCAUGCAGUCUUUCAUCAGUCUACCACCUCACUCAACACCAUUUAUACCUGUGUCACAGUCAAAUUGUGCUGAGAAGCACUCCCACAUUUGGCUCUUUGAGUGGGUAGCAUUUGGCCGCUGAGCCGUGGACAUCUUCACACCCACCCUUCUUAUCUUUUUCUCUGGAUAUGCAGUAAUGCCAGUUACCGUGUGAGUGGGCUGGUGCGGAAAAAGGGGGAAAGUUGGCCGCAGCGGCAUUCGCCAUCGGCCCACACAGAAUUAUUCCAUGUGAUGAUAUAAAUCUUAUUUAAUGAUGUGAUAGCGGGCAGGUUCUGCCAGCCGCGAUGAAAGGAAGCGAGUUGUCCGCCGCGUGCACCUGGAGAAGCGAAGACCUUUCUGGCAGUUGGAUGUGUUCACACACCCAGGAGGUCUAUCUUUGCUAGAGAGGGUGAAAGCCAUGUCCAGACACUGCCUGUGUUUAUAUCAGCCCAACACAUCCGAUAAUUUGGCUUUUUGAACACAUGGUUGUCCUAGAUUCUUAUCUGCUGUAUUAGUGAGCAGAAUACAACUCUGGAGAAAAAAACAGGAGGUCUGGUUUUCACUGUCUGCAAGCAGCUGAUGGCAGAUGAUCCAUUUUGCCUGCUGAUAAAUUGUGAUUAGGUGAUUAGGAGUUUGGAGGAUGAAACUCCGGAGUUGGAGUUAUUUUAGCACCAGUACGGCCGUCACCCUUGGUUGAUUAAAUACUCAUCUUGUCUCGUCCCUUGUCCUAUUUUUAGCCUGGAAGCACUGAAACCUUGCAGAUUUCUUCUGUUUUUAGCUUUUUUCAUCCUCUUCCUCAGUCAGCCCUGGCCAGAUUCGUCUCCAUUAGCAUCACCAUUUUUUGGCAACACCUCAGAGGUGGUACAAGCCGGACCUGAUCGGGUAUUGCAAGCAAGUGAUUUCCUUGGCAGCAGAACUUAUUCAUUGAUUGUCCCUUUGAUUUACGUCAACAACAAAAUCUCAACCACCAUUUUCAAUCCGCUACAAGACCAUAAAAGUUAGUAAGACGAUGAGCUGCAAAUCGAUAACUCUGUGAUCAAACCUUGAGGUCCAAACCUUUUUAUGUCGAUUGCGGUGGAAAAGUGUAUAAAGUUUCAACUGGACAAGGCAACCGGCAACGAGCAAAUGUACCAAGCUAUUUUGGAGAAAGUAGACAUCCAAGGAUAUAAGAUCUUGGUGAAUAUUGAUGUAAUGCCAGAUGGAAGUAUCUGGAUAUUUAACUUAGCAAUGCUACAGCAAAUGUGUCCCAUAGUUUAAAUGCAAAAUGCAGUUUUUAAAUGAUGAUUUCAUUCAUUAAGGAGAGUUAUCCUUAUCCAAAGUGCAGCUGUACAGGCACCCCUAAAUCAUCGCUUUAUGCUUACUUUUUUUAUAGGCGCUUCCAAGUCCUACCGCUUUUAUUUAGAUAGUUACUUGCUUUUUUUUUUUCAAACGUUCCUACCUUCAGAUUCAACUUUUUGUUUGUUUAGUAUUCCAAUAAACGCCCGACACUCUUUAAUUACUUCUACUUGCAAAUGUAUCCAGUUUUGUUUUUCUUUCUUUUGUGUAUAAAUUUGAAUUUUUUUCCCCCCUCAAGUCCAUAUCUCAGGGCUUUUGUUUCAGAUGAGCUGAGUCCGGGUGAUUUCACACCAAGCGUAACUCGUGUAGGUGAUGAUGACGGCGAUGCUUUCAGUAACCACAACAAAAACAUUCGCAUAAAAUACCAGGAUAGGGUCAACUAAUUAUGCUGCAUUAGGAUGUUGCAUAGUAACUCCGCGCGAGCAGAUCUACUUCAUUAGUUGUUUGUUUUUGUGUCGUGCGUUUUCUGCGGCUGCUUUAUUGUGAAGCGAACAGAAAGCAAAGGUAAUAAGAGGACAUGAGCACAGUGGAGGAAUUAUCCUGCAGCAGGUGCAUCUUCUGGAUAUUUCUCUCAAGGCACACAUGGAGGAUUAGCUGCUUUACACCCACAGAUGCACACACACACAAGCGUGAAUCACUGCCUCUCACACAUGCACACACAACUUCACCGUUCGAGAUAUGCUGAUGGAAAAUGACGGAUGUUUCAUAAGCAAAACAAGGGUUUUUUUCAUUAUCUCAGCGCCAAUGCUGUUAGAUUUGACUCAGCGUUACCACAUUGUCAUGUAAGUGCUAUAUUCAAGCUGUAGUUACACAACUCAAUCACUCUUAUUGCAUCUUAAAACCCAAAAAUAUCAAUAAAGCACCCCUACUGCUUCAGCGUACCGCUGUUGGAGGAAGGGGAAAAAAUGCUAUGCUCUGUCAACCCAAAUCCAGCUUUGGAAAGCUUCAACUCCCACCUCUCCAAUUCAGCUUUCUCGACUCAUCCUCCUCCUCACACUCCCACUCGCACUCAUAAUCCAUAACGUUUUGUUUCGCUGCUACACCGAUGACAUCCAGCCGAAUUUCCCACAGAAAGCCGAUGAGCUAAAACGCUCCCUUUGCUCCCUUCGGUACAGGACGUUCUAGGACAAGAACCAGCGAGAACGUAGACGGUUUUUAACUGACCGUUCCUCCGAUUAAACCACAACAUACGUUCUUUCACCUAAUGUGCUUAAUGACUCCUUUUGUUUAUUCGUUGGCUUUAAUCUUCCUGGAUUUCUGCUUCUUUAUCUUCAGUUUCUAGGGAAAUAAUUGAUUGUGAGGUGACUUGGGGAUUGGGAGUGACAUUUGUGGGAAUAAUACAGUCAGGUUUUUGUGUUUUCAAGCAAAUCAUUCAAAUGUCAGCAACUUAAGAACAGAAAUUUUCAUCCUCCAGACUCUCGGACUUUGAUUUCGAAGUUAAAUUUACAAUUCUCUCACUUCUGCUUUUAUCACUGUUUUCCUUCCACUCAACAUUUUAUUUAAAUGCCUAUAUGCAGUAUUCUGUUACCAGCCAGCUUGAUUAAAAAUAACAUUUUCUAGUUCAUUGAGUACCUGCUAGGCAAGCGUCACGCCAGCAUUCUUCUGGCGUUGAGGCCACAAGAGGAUGCACUUGGAUCAGAAACUGGGGUAACAGAGGGAAUAAUUAGAGUUAAAUUGCUAAAUAAAUGCCCUGUUUUUCACCAGGAACAGCUGGCUAACAUGAAUACCAACGCUUGUGAAAAAAGGAUACCUGAGCUAAAUUAAAUAAAAUCACACUAUGAAGAUGGCAGCUAAUUUAUGCUCCUGCCAAUCGCUGAAUAUAAUUCCAACAGCAGCGUGAUUGUAACAUUACUGUACUUUUUAAUUUUAAUUGCUUACAGGGUGUUUAAAGUUCACUUUCUGAACUGAAUUACUAAUAUAAAUUACAUUUUGGAUGAUAUUUGUCUUUACUGAGAUGCAACUAUCAGUAUUUAGCUUAAUUAGCUGGUUUGUUUUGAUUUGGCUAUUAAAAUGUGGGUUGUGGCACCACCUUGUGGUGACUGGCAGGUAUAGCAACAGGGAUUGAUUUUUUUAUUUAUUUUAAAUUUUGUGGCGCUUUUAAUCUUUUUUUCACGGUAAUGUAAUAGGAAGUGGGCAGACGAAAAGUUGGGGAAGAUGUGCAGCAAUUAUCGGAAAUCGUACAGGGCGCUAACGCUACACGACAGAAACUUCAUAUUUAAAAAACAAAACAGCUCUUACUUAGAGAAUUCAAAUUUCACAAAUAAUGAAGCACACAAACUGCAGCACAGCUGCAUAGAGGAAGCUAGAAAAACAGCGCCAUAUGAUGCCAGUUGAUUGUUGCUUUAAAAAAAAGGAAAUUAAUACUUUUUAGGUUUUUUAACCUUGUGGUUGCUGUGGAACAUACCAUUAUUGUAGAUUGUGCAUCUUUUGUUGUUACUUUAAUUUUAUAAAUUUGUAAAAAUGAGUCACUUGUUUGCUAACUAAGAAACUUUUAAGUUAAUUUGAUUUCCAAAAUGAAGCUAAUCAAAGAAAUCCCUUUUACAUUUGUGUUUCAGGUGUGUAACAAAACAAACAAAUACAUGUAUAGAUUAUUCCCACUAAAAUGAUGAAUAAAUCUUUCCGCCAUGAUGACAAAAGCCACAGUCAGGUAUAAACCGAGCCAUUAGGAGCAAAAUAAUUAUUAGGGGAGGUAUUUUCCUGGUGUUGUGAUUGCAGGGUCAUUAUGCUCUCCCUAAUGAAACAAACCUGCGGAGAGCCUCCAUCUCGACUAUAGCCGUUAUCAUCACCCUUCAGAGAAUGUAAAAAGGAAAACACUUCAGCAGCAGGCUAAUUAAAACCAGAGAGGUCUGGAUGAGGAGGCCAAACAGCCCACACAGGUGGCGCGCACAUCAAUGUGUGUGUGUAAGGCACUGCCCUGCAUCAUGUUUAUGCAUGGUCCGCGUGAGAGUGGGUGUGUGUGAGGAAGCAAUUCAUGCUUUUUCUUCUGUUAUUAUUACGAGUGGGUGUGUGUGUGAAGGAGGAUGCGGAGUUCUCCGUUCGUUUUAAUGGCGGCUGCCGUCUUCCUCGUCUCCUCGCGCCUCCACCGCUGUCGGGAAGGACCCGGCUUUCAUCUGACAGGACCCCGCUCAAAUAGGCCAUUGGUGCUCCAUAAUUAGUUCAAAUGUCGAAGUUGGUGAAUAAUUGAUGAUCGGGGACGAGCAGGGAGGAAGACAUUUCACAUCAACAGUUUUUUUUUCUCUUUUUUAAAGGACAGCUGGUGCUGUGCGGUUCCCACCGCAGACAUGAAUCUCUGGUGUUGAGGCCACAAGAGGAUGCACUCGGAGCAGAAACUGGGGUAGUAAAGGGAAUGAUUACAGAGUUAAACUGCAAAAUAAAUGUCUUGUUUUCACCGGGAACAGGCGGCCGAAGGGAAUACAGACGCUUGUGAAAAACAGAUACCUGAGCAAAAAUAAAGCCAACCACACCAAGAAGACAGAGGCUAAUUUAUGCUGCUGCCAAUCACUGAAUAUAAUUGCAAUAGCAUGGUAUAAUAGCAGCUCAGGACUAGUCAUUUUCCCCCUCCGGCUCUAUCUCAGGUGCUUGGAGAGGUUUCCAUCAGCUCCUGAUUUUUCAAGAGAGACCUCUCAGACAUAAAUGACAAUGGACUUUCAAUGGCUUAUAAUUAUGCCACUUUCCUGCGCAAUUUCCUGCCCGUCAUUUGCAUUAAGACUCAUGCGGGUGAAAGUGAGCCACACGCUGCUCUGCUAAAGGCCCUCGGAUCGACCCCAUGCUUCAAAUUACCAGGUGCUCUAACACUUCUUGGAACAUCUCUGCUCCCCCCGCCGCCGCUGUCCUAAAGUUAUCCGACUGUUAAUUGGAUGGAUAACGUCCAGAGUGUGUGACUGCGUGAGGAUCGCAGAGAGGCGUGCGCCUCGGAUUUGUGCCACGGAAACCAGCGUUCGCCGUUUCCUCUCUCCAAGGUUAUUCAACAUUGCGUCUUGUGUUCUCAAAAAACUAAAAUCCUUUUAAAAAAUAAAUAAAAAAUUAUGCUGAAUGUCUUGGUGAUCUGUGUUGGAUCAAGGGCCAAAUGUAAUACUGCCAUCUAGUGGACGUGACAGGAAAAAGACUGCUUAACAGUUGGGGAUAAAUGUGAAAUGGGAAGAAAAUAAUUUGAUUUCAUGUUUAGAAAUACAAAUCUGAAUUGUC
Xiphophorus couchianus (Monterrey platyfish) is the source of this 20715-nucleotide messenger RNA. It is a transcript of the gene zranb3, whose product is annotated as zinc finger, RAN-binding domain containing 3. The record is from RefSeq and is a predicted model, not a curated record. The coding region runs from base 1598 to 4885 and encodes 1095 amino acids. Gene Ontology annotation, cellular component: nuclear replication fork. Lineage: Eukaryota; Metazoa; Chordata; Actinopteri; Cyprinodontiformes; Poeciliidae. Gene Ontology annotation, molecular function: ATP binding; DNA endonuclease activity; nucleic acid binding. Gene Ontology annotation, biological process: replication fork processing; DNA repair. The transcript is spliced from 22 exons.